Pezoporus flaviventris is the source of this 5690-nucleotide messenger RNA. It is a transcript of the gene TRAM2, whose product is annotated as translocation associated membrane protein 2. Gene Ontology annotation, cellular component: endoplasmic reticulum membrane. Bases 120 to 1244 code for a protein of 374 amino acids. The transcript has 11 exons. The record is from RefSeq and is a predicted model, not a curated record. Gene Ontology annotation, biological process: SRP-dependent cotranslational protein targeting to membrane, translocation; protein insertion into ER membrane. NCBI's taxonomy places the organism in Eukaryota, Metazoa, Chordata, Aves, Psittaciformes, Psittacidae.
GCGCCUGCGCGGGGCCGUCGCGGCGCUCCGCGAAGUUGCGCGGGGCCCGGGGAAGUUUUACGGCGCUGCGCGGCGGCGGGCGCGGAUCCCGCUGCGCUCCGCACCCCGGCUGCGCGGCCAUGGCCUUCCGCCGGCGCGCCAAGAGCCACCCGCUCUUCAGCCAGGAGUUCCUCAUCCACAACCACGCCGACAUCGGCUUCUGCCUGGUGCUCAGCGUCCUCAUCGCCCUCAUGUUCGAGGUGACAGCCAAGACUGCCUUCCUGUUUAUCUUACCUCAGUACAAUGUUAGCGUGCCUACAGCAGAUGGAGAACUCAUCCAGUAUCACUAUGGGUUGAAGGAUGCGGUUACCAUCCUCUUCUACUUCUUCAUUGCCAUCAUCCUGCAUGCAGUGGUGCAGGAGUACAUCCUGGACAAAAUCAACAGGCGUCUCCAUCUCUCCAAGAUUAAACACAGCAAGUUCAAUGAAUCAGGACAGAUGGUUGCCUUCCACCUCACCUCUGUGAUCUGGUGCUUGUAUGUUGUGGUGACGGAAGGAUACAUAUCAAACCCCCGGAGCUUGUGGGAAAACUACCCGCAUGUUUAUCUUCCGUUCCAGGUGAAGUUUUUCUACUUGUGUCAGCUGGCGUAUUGGCUGCAUGCCCUGCCGGAACUCUACUUCCAAAAAGUCCGCAAGGAGGAGAUCCCCCGCCAGCUGCGGUGCAUCACACUCUACCUGGUGCACAUCGCUGGCGCAUACCUCUUCAACUUAACCCGCCUGGGGCUGAUCCUCUUGCUGUUGCAGUAUUUAGCCGAAUUGUUCCUCCAUGUGUCCCGGCUGAUCUACUUCACGGAUGAGAGCAACGAGAAGGUGUUUAACUACUGGGCUGUUGUUUUUGUGGUCACCAAGCUCUUCACCCUCACCUUGUACAUCCUGGUCAUUGGCUUUGGGCUGCCACGAGUGGAGAACCAGGCCCUCGACCCCGAGAGAGGGAAUUUAUUCAGCUUUCUCUUCAACAAUAUCCUUUUCAGAAUGAGUGUGCUGCUGUUGGUGUGCCUCUUCCAGGCCUCGGUGAUGUGGCGCUUCAUCCACUUCCAGCUGCGGCGCUGGAGGGUGUACUGGAAUGAGCAGAGCAGUCGGAAGCGAGCCACUGGCACCAAUAGGCAAACCAGGCCAUUCAGGAGGGACUGGGGUUACUAUGAAAAUGGAGUGGUGAAAGUGGAGAACGGCAUCUCACCACGAACCAGGAAGGUGAAGUUUCCUUAGAAGCAAGGGCUUGUCUCCUGGGGAGGAGGGCGAGAUACUGGGACUAAGCAGCAGCACCUCCUCCCCAUCCUCACAAGCGUUGUCUAGAAUGGCUUGGAAACCAGUCAUCUUCCAAGGUGUCUCUCACUCUCCUCCCUUCCUUUCUUGCUCUCUUGAACCAUUUGCAAUAAAACCAAAAAGGUCCAUUUCCCUUGCUCCAUUCCCCUCAUAGGAACCUUUUCCAGUCCUCCUGGUUUUCCCUUUCUCUGUUUCAUCGUAAAUCAGCGUGCAAUUGUAUUCCUUUUCUAUGUUAGUGUUUGGUUAUUUUGGAUUAUUGUUACAGAUGCAUUGUCGAUGGUUCCAAACAAUCCUUUUUUCCUCUACAGCAUAUUCCUCCCCUCUCUUCAUGGUGCUUUCCUGAGUCCCUGGGACAGGGCCACAACAGCUUGAAGGCACCACGUGUCUGUUAUGGAAACAGGCUCCUGGGGGAAUGUGCUGGGGCUCUGUGACCCUGAGGAUCAGGGCCCCUCUCAGGUGAGGGUUGUGUCUCCUGGGGCAUGUCUGGCCAGCACUUGGCAAGUGCCACAGGAUGUUCAUGCUGCAAAUAGAGACCAGGGUCUGAGGGAGGAACCUUAACCAUGUCUUGUCUUAUGGUGGACCUCUGGCUAAGUGGGGUUUUCUGACCCUGGUUUUGAGCUAAUUUUGGAGAGCUGGGCAGCAGAGAAGGGAAGGAAUUUCCCUUUUCAAAUAGGAGGCCCACCUCCCAGCCUUUGCUUGCCCCAGCUCUUCUGGUAGAGCUGGGUUUCUCUUACCCUCUUUGCUGUAGGAGGUGAACUGCCCUGUUGUUCUGGACCUCCCAGCCCCGAGACCUGGGCUUGGGGCUCUGCAAUUUGUAGAGUGCUUUUUCAUGGGGCAGCAGCAUCCUCAGGUCCACGUGAAGCCUUGAGUCCUGCCCCACUCUGAGUGCUGGGUCUGGCUCCUGUCAGCUGAGGCCUUUUGCCAGCUUGUGUGUGCCUUGUGGAACUGGUGUUCUCAUGGCUCAUGACCAUGUCCAGAUGACAGACUGGCUUCUGCAAAGGGUUUUUGCAUCAGUGGGACUCUGCCUCUCAUGCUGUCACCUUAGCCUUCUUCAUCCCUACCGUACCAGUCCAGCCAUGCCAUCAGCAGCCACCAGCUUCACUCUUUGUUUCCAAAGGAUACAGAGCUUGUAUCCACCCAAAGGUGCUACCAAAUGAAGGGUUUCUUCCAAAAAAACCUAGCCCCUUCAUCCAUUUCUGAGCUGUGAACGAGAUGACAGGGAAGGGGAAGGAAGCUGGGGCUGCAAGGAGCAGCUUGCAUAUUAGGAAAAGCCUGACUUGUGAUGCACAGCUGUUGGCAGAUGGAGUUGUCUCAGAUCUACCUCAGAGGCCAUCUGUUGCUGCAGACCACUUUUCCCUCUUGUUCCUGCCUGCUGCUGCACCUCUACAUGCUGGCAGGAGACUUCACGGGAACCCCAGAUCCCACUGGCUCAGUCCUCUGCUGCCUCUUUGCUGGGAAACAGCAUCUCCUGACUGGGGUUUUGGGGGUCAGUGCCAUCUCACUGAACUUCUUUGGUGUGCCAUGCACCAGUCUAGAUUUGGCAGGCGUGCAGCAGACAGGCACCUCUCAUCCCACGGCCCUCCUCUGGGGCAGUUUGUGUAGCUGGGCUUUGCUGUUGGUGCCUCUUGUGCAGUGAAGCCAGCUGUAGCUUUAGUUUUGCUUCGCCAUGGCAGGAACAGGCAAGCAAUGUGCUCCUUUGGCUGGGCAAGAAGAGGGCAGUGAGUUGCAGGGAGCAGCUGAGGUCUACCUUUCUUGCGGGUGAGGGAGGUAUGUGAUCCUUAGCGUGCUCCUCGCUUGGCCCUUCGGGUGGCUGAAUUCUGGCUGUCUCUGAGUGCAAUGCUAGCUUGAGGCUGGCACAGUUGUCCUUCACAUCAUUUGUGUUUUGAGGAAUGUGUGACAGUUGAUUUUCUGCCCCUCUUUUUGCUGAGUCAGAUUUCUUUUUUAGCUCUUAUGGUAGGUUUCUUUUGUUCCUUGCUCCUCCUCUCGUUCUUGAGCCCCACUUUAUGUUGGGCACUGGAGGGAGAAAAUGUGCAGGGACAUGAGGACAGUUGGUCAAAUUCUAACACUUCCUCCAUCCCUAUGAUCCUUGAUGUCAAAAGAGAGGUGUCGGCAUGAGGGGGAUCUCCCCUUUUUCAGGGGAGCUGAGGAAGGAGACUUCAGAGCAGAGCCCUUGGUGAUAUCUUGCAAUUGCUCCUCGUAGCCCUUGUUGGCUCAAUAAUACACAUUUCUGUUCAGAGGCAGAGAUAGUACGGACAGUGCAAUGUGAUCAGAGGAGGAAAAGAGCUUUAUGUUAGGGAGGACAUCAAAGAUAUCAGAUGUGAGAGGAUUUUUCUUUCUGCUGCCUCUUCCCAUCCCUGGCCAUCCACUGGCACAUGCCCUCUGAGAGUGACUGCUGCUCAGCAUCUCUCCAGAGCCUCAGCCAGUCCUUUUUGCAAAGCCAGUGCCUUGCCACAGCUGAGAUAUUGACUCUGUUAACAGGUAACACAUACAGUCCCCCAAAAACUGGCUGCUGAAUGAUUCCUCCUCCUGCCUGCUUUGCUCCAGGCAGCUUUUACACUUGCACAGUCCUGUGUCUUCAUACAGUAGCUAAUUACGCUUCGUAUCCCAAGUGCCUUAUGUCGCCAUGUAGUCUUUCGUAGGCUUGAUCUGUGUAGUAGAUCAGUAGCUGAAUGCCCUUCCUCUUUACAACGUAUGUACAAUGUAUGCUACAUUUACAUGAGUUUUGUUUUCUUUUUGAUAGAGCUACCAGUAAAAGGGACAGUUUGUUUUGGAAGCAUUUCCAUAUGUUCUAUUUUUAUUAUUUUUAAACCUACAGAUGAUGGGGCUUUUUUGCCCUCCCCUAUAUUUAGUCCUUGGAAAUCCCCAUCCUUCUCGUGUUAUACCCAAAUAUGGCAGGUUUGGUUAUGUUUUUUUUGUGCUGACCCUUUGGUGUAAGGGAAUAUAUGCUGUCAUCCCAGCGGUUUGCAGUCUACCCUCCGCUGGAGGGGGGCUGCCAUGGGCUGCUUCUGUCUUUGUGUUCUAGUGCAAGCACCAUCUCUCAGCUGCAAGCUUGCAGUAAUUGCUUCUGUGUCCAUGUUGUUUCUCAGCAGACCGAGCCUCCUCUUCAGCCCAAAGAGAUUUUUCUUUCUCAGAGCAUUUUCACUGCAAGCCCUUGGUGGUCAGUCUUCCCUUGACCACUCUGCAUACAAAGAUGCCGUGAGCUCACUUUCCUUGAGUGGAUGCUCUUCUCAUGCCCCAUCUUGUCAAGCCCCAUGUCUUCUGCAAAAAAGAUCCAUUCCCAAAGAGGAGCUCUUGUCCACCACAGCGCAGAGAGCGCUAAGGGACUAUACAAAACUGUAUAGUGUAAGGCUAUUGCUCAUACCCUUCCUGAGGGCUUGAGGCUGCUUUUGUAGUCUGUGUUGAUAUCCAACCUAGGAAUGUCAGGGAUUGAGUAGUCUUGUGAUCUAUGGUGUGAAGCAUAAUGAUUUCCUGCUCUAGCCUAGAAGAGUUGUGAAAUACCAGCAGUAGUUCUUUUUGUCUUAGAUAGUUGGGGAAUGGGCUUGGGAAGAGAAGGGGGCAGAUGUAGCAUUUCACAUGUAAUUUUUGAGUGACUCAUGUUAUAGGGCAUUACAGUUGCAUUAAUUUUUGUUGUUUGUUUAGGAUUCUUUCUUCUUACUUAUCAUGUUUGGGUUAGUAUAAGGACAUCAAGUUCCACUUCCCCUGUAGGUCACCUUACCCUUAACUCACCAUUUCAGAAUGUGGUUUUGAUAGGCUUUCUAUUUGGAGGGAAGAACAACUACUCUAGGAUGCCUCCCCCUUUCCUCUAAGUGACUCUUGAAGCCUGUAGCCAGCCUGCCUUUGCCGCGGGCAUGGAGUUUACAGCAGCCUCAGCCUCUUGCCUUAGAUGAAGUCUUGGUAGAUGGGCCCCACUUGUGUCGACAGUAGAUGGAGAUUAUGGGCUUUGAUUUACAGCCUUCUGGUAAACUUUGUGAGUGUGUGAUAGGUGGCUUGUUUAGUAGGUUUUAUAUUCAAACAGUGAAGUAAGAUACUUCACCCUGGGGCAGCGUGUGGGGUUUUGCUGGCAGCGGGGAAGACUGGCUGUUGUGAAAGUUAGGCCAAGGCAUGUAGUUUUUCUUCAAAUAUGUUGAAUUCAAUGGACCAAAAUUCAGCAAAGAAACUCGAGGAAAACUGAUGUUCUUACAUAUUUAUGCUUUAGUGCAAAUUUCCUGAUUUUGGAGGGGGUUGGGGGGGAAGUAACAGUCUCUGAUACCCCGUUUGUUUCAUUCUUCCUGCCACUUCAGUUUUUUGUACGAAUUUUGUUGUUUGAUGUUUGUUGUUAAAUGACUUUUGUGAUAAACUCAACAAAAGUAUUUUUCUGAAAUAAAGAAAUAAAAGGCAUAGAUUCUUCCA